GCUUUGAGUGAUGUCAUGCUAUUAAAGCCUUCCCGAUUCAAUAAAUACACACGUGCGCAUUUCACUGAUCAAGUCCUGAGCGAAUGGCACGACAACACUCGGAAAAGCCUACUCGCUGAUGUAGAAGAAGAAGCUUCCAGGAUUGCCAAAGUUCUUGACUUGAAAAAGAAACGCAUCAGGACACGUGAAGCCGUCCAGAAGUUAGUUGCCAUGAGUAUUGACAAGAAAGAUUGCGAAGCACAACUUUUAAUGGGUUUAUCGAAUUUGUAA
This is a messenger RNA of Zychaea mexicana, 270 nucleotides long. RefSeq lists its product as uncharacterized. The record is from RefSeq and is a predicted model, not a curated record. NCBI's taxonomy places the organism in Eukaryota, Fungi, Mucoromycota, Mucoromycetes, Mucorales, Lichtheimiaceae. The annotation marks the transcript as partial. The transcript is spliced from 2 exons.